This is a messenger RNA of Phlebotomus argentipes, 503 nucleotides long. RefSeq lists its product as uncharacterized. Lineage: Eukaryota; Metazoa; Arthropoda; Insecta; Diptera; Psychodidae. The record is from RefSeq and is a predicted model, not a curated record. The transcript is spliced from 2 exons. Bases 119 to 346 code for a protein of 75 amino acids.
GCUGUCAUUUCUGCCACUUCUGGAAGAGAAAUUGGCGAAAAAACAAUCCCGGAGGGUAAAAUAGGAGCAAGAUCUUAUUGAAAUUUCCUAACGACAGUGUAAGCUGCACUAAGAAGUUAUGGCCGCUUCACCGUACGGGAGAGGACUUAUAGGGCUCAUCAAGCAAGGCUGCCAUGAGAUUCCCGAGGUGAUGGGUGCCUCUGCUCUGGGCAUAGUAAGCAUGUGCAUUGGCUUCGGUGCAUUGUACAAAUAUUACCAGAAAGACGGCGACAAUCGCCGAUACAAGUUCGAUUACGUUAUCAUGCGCUCUGAUGAUCCGCGGGCAGCUCGAGUCCACAAAGAUUGAUCUCCCUCAGGAGAAUCCGUGUAAUUUAGAUAAACAAAUGCAGUGAACUGUACAAAAUGUGUUUUAGGAUGAAUUCUUCUUCUUCAACUCUUCAAUGGUUUCCUGUAAGAGUUUUCUGCUGGUUGGAUCGUCUGCCCAAAACUUCUGUCUCUCUGCU